Penicillium daleae is the source of this 1635-nucleotide messenger RNA. Its product is annotated as General alpha-glucoside permease. Lineage: Eukaryota; Fungi; Ascomycota; Eurotiomycetes; Eurotiales; Aspergillaceae. Gene Ontology annotation, biological process: carbohydrate transport; transmembrane transport. The transcript is spliced from 2 exons. The record is from RefSeq and is a predicted model, not a curated record. Bases 1 to 1635 code for a protein of 544 amino acids. Gene Ontology annotation, molecular function: carbohydrate:proton symporter activity. Gene Ontology annotation, cellular component: membrane.
AUGUCGGCCACUUCGUCCAAGGAUGAUGGCACCACUCGUGUCGUGGCUUUUGAUGCUACACCUGAGGCAAAGCGCGCUACCGAGGCCGAGCAUCAGAUGAGCUUCUGGCAGAGUCUGCGAACUUAUCCGCAUGCUGUCGGCUGGUCUAUCCUGUUCUCGACAGCACUGGUGAUGGAAGGAUACGACAAUGCCUUAGUCGCCAGUUUGUUUGCAUAUGAACCCUUCCAGCGUGCAUUUGGAGAUAAAUUGGCCGACGGAACUUAUCAGGUAACCGCUGCUUGGCAGUCUGGUCUCACCAACGGUGCCCUUGUUGGUGAGGUACUUGGUUUAUUUGCGACUGGUAUCAUUGUUGAAAAGUUCGGAUACCGCAAGAGUCUAAUCGGGGCCCUGGUGGCCUGUGUGGCUUUUAUUUUCAUCAUCUUCUUUGCGCAGUCUCUGCCUGUUCUCUUGGUCGGCGAGAUUCUCAUCGGUAUUCCUUGGGGUCUCUUCCAGACGGUCACCACCACCUACGCGUCUGAAGUCUGCCCCGUGGUGCUGCGACCAUAUCUGACGACAUAUGUGAAUUUGUGUUGGGUGAUGGGACAACUAAUUGCUUCAGGCGUCCUCAAAGCUAUGCAAGGUCGCGCCGAUCAGUGGGGCUACAAAAUCCCAUUCGCCUUACAAUGGAUGUGGCCUAUCCCCAUCGCGAUUGGCGUUGCUCUUGCUCCCGAGUCGCCGUGGUGGUUGAUCCGCAAAGACCGUCCCGAAGAUGCACGCCAUGCCUUACAUCGCUUGACAGUUCCCGGCAGAGACCCCAAUUUCAACGCCGACGAGACCAUCGCCAUGAUUCGCAGCACAAACGAGCUUGAAAAGCGCAUGACUAGCGGCACAUCAUACCGCGACUGCUUCCGCGGUGUCGAAAGACGCCGUACAGAGAUUGUCUGCUUGACUUGGGCGGCUCAGUCCCUGUCAGGAAGUGCGCUCAUGGGUUACUCCACAUACUUCUAUGAGCAAGCUGGUAUGGCAACUAGCAAUGCCUUUACGAUGUCCAUGGUCCUGUAUAUCCUGGGAGCCAUUGGCACUCUCAGCUCGUGGCCUAUGAUGACCAAGUUUGGUCGUCGAACACUAUUUGUCAGUGGCCUGGGCUGCCAGAUGAUUCUGCUACUUAUUAUCGGCUUCCUAGGCAUAAUUUCACGGAAGAGUGUCCCCGCUCAAUGGGCAAUUGGGUCACUUCUCCUGGUUUACACAUUCACUUAUGAUGCCACCGUUGGACCUAUUUGCUAUUCCUUGGUCUCGGAGAUGAGCUCAACACGUCUUCGCACUAAGACCAUUGUUCUUGCACGCAAUCUAUACAACAUCUGCGGUCUCAUCACCAACAUCAUCACACCACGCAUGCUCAACCCAUCCGCGUGGGAUUGGGGCGCCAAGGCAGGCUUCUUCUGGGCUGGAAUGUGUCUUUUGUGCUUCAUGUGGGCUUUCUUCCGCCUACCAGAGCCCAAGGGCCGUACCUAUGCUGAACUUGACCUGCUGUUUGAACAGCGAGUUCCAGCGCGCAAGUUCAGCUCGACUCAGGUGGACCCCUUUGCGAACGAGCAGGAGAGUUCAUUCGCGGCAAAGAUAGAGAAGCCAUUCACUGAAACUGUGGAGCAGAUCUAG